Molecule: messenger RNA, 1110 nt
Organism: Sipha flava (yellow sugarcane aphid)
Lineage: Eukaryota; Metazoa; Arthropoda; Insecta; Hemiptera; Aphididae
Product: zinc finger BED domain-containing protein 5-like
Exons: 3
Coding region: 1-1110 (369 amino acids)
Source: RefSeq, a predicted model, not a curated record
AUGUUAGGAGUCGAAGCAGAAAAAGAAAUAAUUAAAAUACCAUUAUCUGAUAGUACAAUUAGUCGUAGGAUUAUAAAUAUAUCAGAGGAUAUUGAGGAGCAGGUUAUUGAAGUUAUAAAAAGUGGAGAAUUAUUUGCCUUGCAAGUUGAUGAAUCAACAGACAUAAAAUUAUCUGGGACAACAACUGGUCGAGAUAUUUUUGAUGUCAUAAAUAAAUAUUUUAAAAAUUAUGGUAUAUCGUGGACUUCUUGUGUAAGUAUUUGUACAGAUAGGGCGCCAUCAAUGACAGGCUCUAUUAAAGAAUUUAUUACAAUUGCCAAAAAUCAAAAUCCAAAUAUAAACACAACACAUUGUUUUUUACACAGGGAGGCAUUAGUAGCAAAAAGUAUUGUUGAUGAAUUAAAGAUUGUACUUGAUGAAGUCUUAUGUGAAUCAAUGGAAUCUGACCACUAUACAUUGAUUAUUCAUACAGAAGUACGUUGGUUAUCAAAAGGGCGAGUUUUAUCACGUUUUUAUGAACUUAGAGAAGAACUUUUAGUAUAUUUUACAAUGGAACAAAUGGAAUAUUCCGAUUAUUUAUCCGAUGAAUUUUGGUGUUCAAAAUUAGCAUAUUUAGCUGAUAUUUUUGAACACCUGAAUCAAUUAAAUUUAAGCAUGCAAGGUGAAAAUCAAAAUUUAUUAAUAUCUACAGACAAAAUGACUGCAUUUAAAGGCAAAUUAUUGAUUUGGAAAAGAAGGGUAAAUGAUAAUAAUUUGGAUAUGUUUCCUUUAACUGCUAAUACUAAAUUUACUGAUAAAAUAAUACCAAUUAUCAAUGACUCAAAAACAUUAUUGGACCAAAGACUUGUUCAUUAUUUUUCAUCGCUGGAUUUGAAAUUAUUUGAUUGGGUGAGGAAUCCAUUUAAUCCUAGUUUAGAAACCACACAUCUUUCAUUAAAAGAGAAAGAAGAACUUGCAAAAUUAAAAAACGAUCGCACUCUUCAAAUGAAAUUUAAUGAGUUCGAGCUAAGCCAAUUUUGGAUAUACACAAAAAAAGAAUAUCCGAACUUAACAAAAUUGGCUCAUUCCGUAUUAUUAACAUUUUCGACAUCAUAUUUCUGCUUUGAAUGA